Callorhinchus milii (elephant shark) is the source of this 3587-nucleotide messenger RNA. RefSeq names its product sorting nexin-1. The coding region runs from base 231 to 1637 and encodes 468 amino acids. Gene Ontology annotation, cellular component: endosome; endosome membrane. NCBI's taxonomy places the organism in Eukaryota, Metazoa, Chordata, Chondrichthyes, Chimaeriformes, Callorhinchidae. The transcript is spliced from 15 exons. Gene Ontology annotation, biological process: early endosome to Golgi transport; intracellular protein transport. The record is from RefSeq and is a predicted model, not a curated record. Gene Ontology annotation, molecular function: phosphatidylinositol binding.
GGGGGGGAGAAGCACAUCGUCUCCCUCGGGUGUCUCACGACUGUUUGUUUGGAAGGGGCAGAAGCUGAGCUCGAGAGAGAAGGACUGUACGGCUUCUUGUCUCUCUGACUGACCGAAGCUUUAAUGGACGCGCUGCAAAGGGAGAGUCAUUUAGGGAUCAGUCACACAGACCGUUUUCGCUGAGCUCGUGGUUUCAGGUGAAUUGACAGUUUCGGGCCAGCCCUUCAGAGAUGGAUCUGAUGAAGACUCUCAGCAGUAACUCUAAGGCAAAUGGCAUCCACCCUCAAGAUGAUGAUCAAGAUAUAUUUGCAGAAGCCACAGUGGAGUUAUCGUUGGACAACUCUCAAAAUGACUAUAAUAAGUGUCAGACCAAACUGCCCUCCACUGACCCUUCGCUAAUGGUUCCAUCCAAUACUGCUAGCCAGCCCCAGGCAAAAACCUACAAAGAGUUAGAGAUGAUGGUGGCAGAAGAAGAGGAAGAGAAUGAGGACCAAUUUGAUCUGAAGGUUACAGUUACUGAACCAGAAAAAGUGGGGGAUGGGAUGACUGCCUACAUGGCCUACAGAGUGUCCACAUUGACUAGUUUACAAAUGUUCAAGAGGAAGGACUUCAGUGUAAAGCGAAGAUUCAGUGAUUUCCUGGGGUUGUAUGACAGAUUGUUGGAAAAACAUUCCCAGAAUGGUUUCAUCGUCCCUCCACCUCCCGAGAAGAGCUUAAUAGGUAUGACCAAAGUGAAGGUUGGAAAAGAUGACUCCUCAUCUGCAGAGUUCUUAGAACGGAGGCGAGCUGCAUUAGAAAGGUAUUUGCAGAGAAUUGUCAAGCACCCCACCCUCUUACAGGAUCCUGAUGUCCGAGAAUUUCUGGAAAAAGAUGAGCUUCCCCGAGCAGUGAGUACUCAAGCACUGAGUGGAGCUGGUCUCCUUCGGAUGGUGAACAAGGCGGCUGAUGCUGUCAGCAAAAUGACCAUCAAGAUGAAUGAGUCUGAUAUAUGGUUUGAAGAAAAGUUUCAAGAGAUUGAGAGUGAAGACCAGCAGUUGCGCAAACUCCAUGCUGUUGUGGAAACUCUUGUCAAUCACAGGAAAGAGCUUGCAAUGAAUACUGCAAUCGUUGCCAAGAGCACAGCAAUGCUGGGGAGCUCAGAAGACCACACGGCUUUGUCUCGUGCCCUCUCUCAGCUCGCGGAGGUUGAGGAUAAGAUCGAACAACUGUACCAGGAUCAGGCCAACAAUGACUUCUUCCUGUUUGCAGAACUAUUGAGUGACUAUAUCCGCCUGCUCUCUGCAAUGAGGGGCGUGUUUGACCAACGGAUGAAAACGUGGCAGCGCUGGCAGGAUGCUCAGACCACAUUGCAAAAAAAGAGAGAGAUUGAAGCUAGACUUAUAUGGGCCAAUAAACCAGACAAACUACAACAAGCCAAAGAUGAGAUUUCAGAGUGGGAGUCCAAAGUUGUACAAUGUGAAAGAGAAUUUGAGCGGAUUUCGGCUACAAUUCGCAGAGAAGUAGCCAGGUUUGAGAAAGAGAAAACCCAGGACUUUAAGAGUCGUGUUGUUGCAUAUUUGGAGACUCUACUGAACUCUCAGCAGCAGCUUGUAAAAUACUGGGAAGCUUUUUUACCAGAAGCAAAAGCGAUUGCAUAGAUGGAACAAGAUGAGUGGACACUGCUGCCUUUUAUACCAAACCGCCAGCCUAUAAGCGAAUCUGCAGUUUCAUUUAAGAAAGUGCUGGCCUCUGGCUGGCUGCUGCUUUCUUGCUCUUCCUGCAAUUGAAUCUUAUUACCAAUGUAUAAUCUUUACUUUCCAUAUUUUCUUAAUAAUAAUUGAUCUGCAGGAAGACCUGUUUAAUUAGUGGGAAUUUCAGACUUCAGACAAAUCCCUCAAAAAGCAAAUUGGAUGCAUAGGGAGGGGGAAUGAAAGAGGCAGGUAGAGGAGAGAGUUAUUGCAUUAGUAGUAAAAUAACAUGCAGUUUAUCUGCCUAUCCUGAUAGCUUCAGAAUGCCCUGCUCAGUUACAGCACUAACUUGGCUGCAGCAGCAGCAUAUGCAAAAGCCAGUUUUUUAUUUUACUUUGACUAUCUGAUUCUACAAGUUCACAUAAAGACCAAAGAGUUUUGGGAUCUGAGCAAUAGCACUUCUGGACAACUGUAUCCACAUUGCACCCAAUUAAACUCAGCACAUAUAGGGUACUGCCAAUAUUUUCGAAAUGCCACAGAAUUUUUUUAAAUGAAAGCUCUUACCCAGCUAAGUUCUUUAGAGAUAUGUAGUUACAGUUUGGGAGAGUCCCAAUCGCCCCAAUUGAGCGGAUCUCUGCUACAAUUCGCUACUAACUCUUAAACUCCGGUUUCCAUGUCAUUGAAAUAUCUUUUUAGCUAGCUGACCAUGGUCAAAUGUUCAGUUGGGGUUUAGGUUUACAAGCACUGCUCUGCAUAGUCUAUCAAAGGAGAAUAUCUGCCUAUCCUGAUGAUCUUGGUAAUGUCUGGGUUACAUUUUACAAAUGAGUGUAUCAAGAUUUGAGUUACUUGUGUUACAGUUAUUUGUGUCCUUCCAUCUUCAAUGAGUUAGUGAGGAUAUACUAAUGCAGUAAGAUAGGCGGUGAGGCUCGGGAUACCCUGGUAAUUUGCCCAUGUUGAUUUUAGAUUUCUCCUUGAGCAGUUUCAAAGACCAAAGUCUCCUUUGAGGAUAUCGGUUCCUUAAAUAUUUUCUGGUGCAUUGCCCCAUGAGCUUAACUGAAAAUUCUCCUACUUGGUAGAAUGUAGCUCCUACAAGAUUGACUGAGGAGAGGGAUCUAUCUAAAUAAAGCUAAGUGGCAUUUGGCCAUCUUACUACUUUACUUAGUGCAUUCAAGAUGAAUGGAGAUGUACAGGAAAGGGGAAAGAUUAAAAACUUUGAGAUUGGAUUUGGUUUCUGUCAUCUACUGAAUGACCAGUAACAAGUUAUUACAGUCAUAUAAAACUCUUUCAUUUGCAGCUACAAGAUGCAUUGAAACGUCCUAUUGAAACUUGCCUCCUUGUAGAUACCUCUAGUUGGGUUUAGCAUAGGACAAAUCACUGAGCGUGUACAAUCUACCUGUCUUACCUGUUUCUUUGCCAGUAGAAGUCACAUAUUACUAGCAAUUGGGAUUGUUCUGAGCUGGGAAGAGAUGCCAAACUUAGAACACCCCUAGCAGCUGAGCUAUGGCUAUGAAGCAAAGUGGCCUGUUCUCGUGGCUCUCCUUGCUGAAAAUGAAAGCAGCAAAGUUAGGGAAUCAGUUGGGAAGAUAAUAACGCAGCCUGUACACGUACUCAUUAUCAUGUUCAGUUUCAAUUUAAUCUGAAACUUUAGAUUAUUUUUGUGUUUGAUGCCCUGAAUGAACAGGUACUGCUUUUUUUCUUUUGCACAUGCCCUGUUUUAUAAUCUUUGCACAUUAAUGCACUAAAACCUUUCAUUGACGUGUUUUUUUUGUCUAAUGAAUUCCCAGAGGAACUGAAAUCCUGAUCUUCCCUUUCACACUUUGUCUCUCUGUGGGAGAACUAAGUGAAACCAGCUCACUUCUGUCAGUCUUUUGUGACAUUGUCAUUUACAUUCAUAAUAAAGUUUGUAAGUGGUUUGCCAGA